Molecule: messenger RNA, 1540 nt
Organism: Pristis pectinata (smalltooth sawfish)
Lineage: Eukaryota; Metazoa; Chordata; Chondrichthyes; Rhinopristiformes; Pristidae
Product: sorbitol dehydrogenase-like
Exons: 9
Coding region: 250-1419 (389 amino acids)
Biological process (GO): D-sorbitol catabolic process
Molecular function (GO): zinc ion binding; L-iditol 2-dehydrogenase (NAD+) activity
Source: RefSeq, a predicted model, not a curated record
GCAAGUUGCGUUAAAAAAAAACUCCCAGCUCUGGACUGGGUGGGUUAUACCGUGCAAACGGUGCAGUUGCGCGUGUUUGUAUAGGCAGGCUGGACGAAAGGAAGAAGAAUAAAAAGUAACGGGACAAAGAGAAACUUGACUAAUGAUAACUUUGUUCAGGAAGUAAAGAAAUCUCGCAGACCAGUCUUCAGCUCUAACCACCUUUGAACAGAUCCAAGAGUCACCUGUUGCGACGAUAAGAAAUCGAAGAUGUCGCAGCCGGAGAAUUUAGCUCUUGUGGUUCAUGGACCCGGCGAUAUAAAAUUGGAAAAACGUCCAAUUCCGGAACCGGGUGCUGGUGAGGUUCUGUUGAAGAUGCAUUCAGUUGGGAUCUGUGGCUCUGAUGUCCAUUACUGGCAACACGGAAAAAUUGGAGAUUUUGUUGUGAAGAAACCAAUGGUCCUGGGGCAUGAAGCCGCAGGGACUGUGUUUAAACUGGGGUCUGGAGUACAAAAUCUUAAAGUAGGUGACAGAGUUGCUAUCGAGCCUGGUGUCCCGAGAGAAAAUUGUGAGUUUUGCAAAACUGGACGUUACAACCUCUCUCCGACGAUCUUUUUCUGUGCUACCCCUCCUGAUGAUGGCAACCUUUGUCGGUACUAUGUCCACAAUGCCAGUUACUGUUACAAACUUCCUGAAUGUGUGAGUUUUGAGGAAGGUGCAAUGAUUGAGCCUCUGUCUGUUGCAAUUCAUGCCUGUCGCAGAGGUGGAGUAAAUGUGAGCCACAAGAUCCUCAUCUUGGGAGCAGGGCCAAUUGGACUUAUGAAUCUGCUUGUCACCAAGUCAAUGGGAGCAGGUCCAAUUGCUAUUUGUGACAUGGUACAAGAGCGACUGGAUAUGGCAAAGUGCUUGGGUGCCUCUUCUAUCUUUAAAGUAGAGAAGAAUACCUGCCCUCGGGAAUUGGCACAGAAGGUGAAGAGUGCUCUUUGUGGCAUGCCAGAUAUAACUAUUGAGUGCACUGGGGCAGAGCAAAGUGUCCAGACUGGAAUCUGUGCUACCAAGCCGGGAGGAGUAUUGGUUAUGAUUGGCUUGGGCUCACCGUCAACAAAUGCCCCUCUGCUAACUGCAAUAACCCGAGAGCUGGACAUCCGAGGGGUUUUUAGAUACUGCAACACGUGGCCUACUGCAAUUAACAUGUUGGCCUCAAAAAGAAUAGACGUGAAGCCUUUGAUUACACAUCGCUUACCCCUGGAACAAGCCAUAGAAGCAUUUGAGUUGGUGAAGAAAGGUACAGCUCUCAAAGUGAUUGUGUUGUGUGAGGAGCAGCAGCAGCAGCAGGGGAAGACACUGGAACAGUGCCAACAGCAAUGUCAGCAGCUGCUGCAGCAGUGUCAACAGCAGUGCCAACAGUUGAAAGACCAGUGUGCAAGCGGCCGCUCAUGAGUUUGCUCAUGCUCUUUGUUUUGUCCAGACGUGGAGUGACUCUUAUAGCACAGGCCUCAAAGACUCUGUUUUCACCUAUUUAACAACUGUCCUGAGUCUGUAAUAAACACGCUGAAUAAUA